UGAUGGCGGCGGCCGGGCUCGGCGGUGUCCUCUGGCAGCGGGCGGCCGCCCGCCUGCGGGCGCUGAGGGUGGCAGCGCCGCUGGGAGCCCGGGCGGCCUCGGGUCUGUCCUCGGAGCUGCUGCCUGGGCCCUACCCGCGGACGCCGGAGGAGCGGGCAGCUGCUGCCAAGAAGUACAACAUGAGGGUGGAGGACUACCAGCCCUACCCCGACGAUGGCUUAGGGUAUGGUGACUAUCCCAUGCUCCAAAUCGGACCACUGAGUGAUACUUGGCCAGAUCUGAGUACUGGGUCCACAGGGAGAAAGUUCAACAAGAAAAAAUUAAAUGUUAUUAAAGAUAAAGCUCUUGACUCUUCACCUACUUGA
Messenger RNA from Cygnus atratus (black swan), 365 nucleotides. Its product is annotated as NADH dehydrogenase [ubiquinone] 1 beta subcomplex subunit 8, mitochondrial-like. The coding region runs from base 3 to 365 and encodes 120 amino acids. Lineage: Eukaryota; Metazoa; Chordata; Aves; Anseriformes; Anatidae. Gene Ontology annotation, cellular component: mitochondrion. The transcript has 2 exons. The record is from RefSeq and is a predicted model, not a curated record.